Molecule: messenger RNA, 4578 nt
Organism: Hyla sarda
Lineage: Eukaryota; Metazoa; Chordata; Amphibia; Anura; Hylidae
Gene: SETDB1
Product: SET domain bifurcated histone lysine methyltransferase 1
Exons: 22
Coding region: 163-4326 (1387 amino acids)
Biological process (GO): heterochromatin organization; negative regulation of gene expression
Cellular component (GO): nucleus
Molecular function (GO): protein binding; DNA binding; zinc ion binding
Source: RefSeq, a predicted model, not a curated record
ACACUGACGUCACUUCCUUCGUUAGCCUGUGAGAAGGUUCGGUUCCGGAGAGAGACUUCCGGCCCGUCACCCCGGCAACCGGCGAUAGGAGAAGAAGAAAACGGAACCCAGAGGCGGACUACAGAGCGGAACUGUGCAGGUGCCGGUACGGUGACCGCUCGUAUGACCGAAUGCAGACACACGUGCCCGUCAUUCACCAUGGAUGACCCAGAGAUGGCAGAACUGGAGAGUAUGGUGGUGGAUGAACUUGGUAUAUCUAUGAAGGAGUUACGUGAAUUCAUAGACCGAGAGGUGGAAAAGAAUGAGUUAGUGAAACAGAAGAAAGCCCAGCUACUAGAACUAGAGGAGCUGGUGAAACAGAAAGAGGAGGAGGUGGCCAGUGUGGACAACCUGUAUGACAAUGCUUCCAGGUCUCUUGAUGACUGUGAGACGUUGGUGAAGACUCUAUAUAAAGAGAUGGGCAUUACAUACAAAGAGAGCAGCUCAGAUGAUGAAUUGUCUAAGCCGGUGGAAGUCAUUGAAAUUCCAGAUGAGGAUGACGACGAUGUUAUGAGUGUGGGAUCAACUGAAGGUGUUCGCAAGACACCAAAAGAGAAACACCUUUUAAAAAAUGCAAUGGCUGCCAUGAAGAAGUGCAAGGCGGAUGUGCAAAACCUAGUGGAUGCAAUUCAUAAGAAGUCAGAGGUAAUGGGACCACAGACGCGAUUCUCCUCUCACCCAUCAUCGCCCAAUAGUUCAAUGGGUGGAUCCAACCUAGCCAACACAACCAAUGAUGUAAACAAAGAUGGAGACCUUGUUGUGGGUAUGCGUAUACUGGGAAAGAAGAGGACCAAGACCUGGCAUAAAGGAACUCUGAUCUCCAUCCAGAUGGUUGGACCUGGAAAAAAAUACAAAGUCAAAUUCGAUAACAAGGGAAAGAGCCUUCUGUCUGGGAACCACAUAGCCUAUGAUCACCACCCUUCACCAGACAAACUGUUUGUAGGGAGUAGGGUGGUGGCCAAGUACAAGGAUGGAAACCAAGUGUGGCUUUAUGCUGGCAUUGUAGCUGAGCCCCCCAGCAACAAGAAUAAGAUGAGGUUUCUGAUAUUCUUUGAUGAUGGCUAUGCUUCCUAUGUCACACAGUCAGAACUCUACCCUGUCUGCAGACCACUUACCAAAUCCUGGGAGGACAUUGAAGAUGUGUCAUGUCGAGACUUCAUUGAAGAAUAUGUCACUGCCUAUCCCAAUCGCCCUAUGGUUCUUCUCAAAAGUGGUCAGGCGAUCAAGACAGAGUGGGAGGGGACCUGGUGGAAAUCCAGGGUGGAGGAAGUGGAUGGCAGUCUGGUGAAAAUUUUGUUUCUGGAUGAUAAGCGAUGUGAGUGGAUCUAUAGAGGAUCCACUCGUCUGGAGCCCAUGUUUAGCAUGAAGACUUCCACGGCUACUACUCAAGAGAAAAAACAAGCAGGACAACAAAGAACGCGCCCCAAUGUGGGUGCUGUAAGAAGUAGAGGGCCUGUAGUACAGUACACACAUGACCUAACUGGUAGCGAGUCUCCAUUUAAGCCUGUGGAGCCCUCCUCUCCUCAGUCUAUACCAUCACCGCAACUUAUCGACACAGACUCUGACAGCCAACAAGCACAGUCUAAGAAGCAAGUGGCCAAGAAGAGUACAUCGUUCCGUCCUGGAUCUACAGGCUCUGGGCCGUCCUCUCCAAUAACUGUUGAGCCCACCACUGGAUUAAGCCCUAUUGUUCCAAACCAACCCAAACAAACGUCUCAACCCAAUCAAACGUCUCAACCCAAUCAAACGUCUCAGCCCAGCCAAACGUUUCAGCCCAGCCAAACGUUUCAGCCCAGCCAAACGUUUCAACCCAACCAAACGUUUCAGCCCAGCCAAACGUUUCAGCCCAGCCAAACGUUUCAGCCCAGCCAAACGUUUCAGCCCAGCCAAACGUUUCAGCCCAGCCAAACGUUUCAGCCCAGCCAAACGUUUCAGCCCAACCAAACGUUUCAGCCCAACCAAACGUUUCAGUCCAACCAAACGUUUCAAUCCAACCAAACGUUUCAAUCCAACCAAACGUUUCAGUCCAACCAAACGUUCCAGCCCAUCCAAACAAUUCAGACGAUCCAAGCAAUUCAGACUUUUCCGACAAUACAGACUAUUCAAGCUAUUCAACCUAAUCAAACCAUCCAGACCAUACAAGUAGCACAGCCUAAUAGGUUUGUUACCACGAAUAUCCCAUUCCAGAUUAUCCACACCAAUCAAAUGCCGACAGAGAUAAACUACAGGGCCCCUGCGGACAAACUCUUCUACCUACCUCAUACAUGUAACCACAAUUGCUUGUCACGUGUUCGUGCCAUCUCCCAUAGGGGCAAAAAUCCCCUACUAGUCCCACUGCUCUAUGAUUUCCGGCGUAUGACUGCUCGGAGGCGCGUCAACCGCAAGAUGGGAUUCCACGUCAUAUACAAAACACCAUGUGGGCUGAGUCUCCGUACCAUGCCAGAAAUAGAGCGAUACCUCUUUGAGUCAAACUGUGACAAACUGUUUUUAGAAAUGUUCUGCCUUGACCCUUAUGUGUUGGUUGACCGCAAGUUUCAGCCUCAGAAACCUUUUUAUUACAUACCAGACAUCACCAAUGGCAGGGAGGAUGUGCCACUUUCCUGCGUUAAUGAGAUUGACAGGACACCCCCUCCACAGGUAGAUUACAGCAAGGAGCGUAUUCCCGGCAGAGGAGUCUUUAUUAACACUGGCUUGGACUACCUGGUGGGAUGUGAUUGCACGGAUGGAUGUCGAGACAGGUCCAAAUGUGCUUGUCAUCAGUUGACGAUUGAGGCCACUGGCUGCACACCCGGGGCACAGAUUAACCCAGCAGCAGGUUAUACUCACAAGAGACUGGAAGAAUGUCUGCCGACUGGGGUGUACGAAUGCAACAGGAGAUGUAAAUGCAAUCUCAAUAUGUGCAAUAAUCGUCUAGUACAGCAUGGCCUCCAAGUGCGUCUCCAGCUCUUUAAAACCCAGAACAAGGGCUGGGGGAUUCGCUGUCUGGAUGAUAUAGCGAAGGGUUCCUUCGUAUGUAUAUAUGCAGGUAAAAUCCUGACAGAUGACUUUGCGGACAAGGAAGGUCUAGAGAUGGGUGAUGAAUACUUUGCUAACUUGGACCACAUUGAAAGUGUGGAAAACUAUAAAGACGGAUAUGAAAGUGACGUCAAGUCGUCCUCUGACAGUAGUGGUGUAGACCUCAAGGGGGAUGGAGAAGAAAACAGUGUUAGUGAUGACCAGGAGGAGUCCAACGAUGAUAGCUCCGAUGACAACUUUGGUAAGAAUGAGGAGAUUAACACCAGCUCUGUGUGGCGGAGCUAUGCUACACGCCGACAAACCAGAGGACAGAAGGAAAAUGGCACUUCAGAGACUGCCUCGAAGGACUCUGCUUUAGUAAGACAAACCAGCCAAGAGGAGAACACGGACUGCAAACUACCGGAGGAGACCUCCAAAAAUAAGGUGGCUUCUUGGCUGAGCUCGAACACUAUGACAGACACAUGCAUGGACUCUGAUAGCAGGUCGUCACUCAAAAUGGGAGAUGCUUCUGAUGCAGACAAACUGCCAAAGAAGGAGGAACAUGGGAAGGACACUGAUGAAGCUGCCAAGCCUGGGCAUGGAGAAAGUAACAGAUUAUAUGGUUACAACCCAACCCCAGCAAAGCCUCAGGGUAUCAAGAGACCGGUCAGCAAAACCUCUAUGCACCAGAGCAGGCGACAGUCCAACAAACAGACCACUGAGGAGGUCUUGACAUUAUCCAGCAGCUCAGAAAGUUUAGAUGGAACCAAGAAGCCUGCUGCCCAGACAAAUGCUAAUGAUAGCGAUGACAUUCAGACCAUCUCCUCCGGCUCUGAUGUAGAUGAGGACAAGAAGAAUGUCGCCUUCAACAAAGGUGGACCGGCGGUAAAGAGACAAGUAGCUGUAAAGUCCACCCGAGGAUUUGCCUUAAAGUCCACCUAUGGCAUCACAGUUAAACCAAACAUGGCAGCUGACAGGGGAGAAGGAGGACCCGGGCGUAGGACGACCCGUCAGUUUUAUGAUGGAGAGGAAUCCUGUUACAUCAUUGAUGCCAAGUUGGAAGGAAACUUGGGACGAUACUUGAACCACAGCUGCAGUCCUAACCUGUUUGUCCAGAACGUGUUUGUGGAUACUCAUGACCUGCGCUUCCCCUGGGUAGCUUUCUUUGCCAGCAAGAGGAUACGAGCUGGCACCGAGCUGACCUGGGAUUAUAACUACGAGGUGGGGAGCGUGGAGGGCAAGAAGCUUUUGUGUUGCUGUGGAUCCACAGAAUGCAGAGGGCGUCUGCUGUAAUUCCAUUUUGCCAAAUAUCAAAUCCUGGUGCUGAAAUCAGAUUUCCACGUCAUGGCAGUUUUUCACAUAAGUGUUUCCCCCUGUUCCAUUUUCACCCCUAAAGGCAUGUCCCCAUUACUGCUUUCCCAUCCCAGCAAUGGUGGUUUCUGGGGAUGAGGAGAGAUCAGUUUCUUUAUUUGUAGAGUUAUGUAUGGUAUAUUUUUUUUCAUGUCCAAAUAAUAAAAGCUGGAGUUUAAUAAAAGUAUCAUCUUA